Molecule: messenger RNA, 35849 nt
Organism: Coregonus sp. 'balchen'
Lineage: Eukaryota; Metazoa; Chordata; Actinopteri; Salmoniformes; Salmonidae
Source: the annotation of a GenBank genome assembly
GGUGGGUGGUGCGCUGUAUAGCAUCGACAGCAUGCCGGACCUCCGCAAGAGGAAAGCCAUGCCUCUGGUCAGGGACCUGGUCAGUGUAAGUUCUGACCAUAUACUAAAUAUAUUUUACUCUAUAUUCUCUCUCUCUCUCUCUCUCUCUCUCUCUCUCUCUCUCUCGCUAUCUCGCUCUCUCUCUCUCUCUCGCUCUCUCGCUCUCUCGCUCUCUCUCUCUCUCUCUCUCUCUCUCUCUCUCUCUCUCUCUCUCUCUCUCUCUCUCUCUCUCUCUCUCUCUCUCUCUCUGUGGCUCUCUCUCUCUCUACCCUGUCCUGCUGUCUCUGCCUGAGGAGCUCAGCCCCAGCACCAGGGUCAAUGGUCUCUUCUGAUGGCCACUGAGACCUGCCUUGGAGAGGCUGUCAGACCCUAGCCCUCCCCCACCUCCCAGAGCAUGUCACUCUGUCCUUUGUUCUCUGCUCUCUGACGCUGCUCACCCUGGAUGUGUGCCAUGUUGACCAAUGGAAUGCUGUGUAGAGGAGAGUGGAGAAAUAAUCCUGGAUAGCUACAUCCUACUGUACUGUACGUGAACACUCAUAGCCUUCUUGUCUGUCCCAAUAAAGAUUGAAUAGAGUAGAUUAUUUUCAUUGGAGUAGUAUACAGAGGGAUAGUGACAUUAUUGGGCUCCAGAUGGAGACAGUAAUAAUUCCAGAGCAAGAAUUAACAUACAGGACUAAAUAGCUCAGCACUUUGUCUCUAUGAAUCCAGUUUACUGUCAGACUGUACAACCCACACACUCGCGCGAGCAUGAACACACACACGGAGAUGCAGAUACACUACCAGUCAAAAGUUUGGACACACCUACUCAUUCAAGGGUUUUUCUUUAUUUUUACUAUUUUCUACAUUGUAGAAUAAUAGUGAAGACAUCAAAUCUAUGAAAUAACACGUAUGAAAUCAUAUAGUAACCAAAAAAGUGUUAAACAAAUCAAAAUAUAUUUUAUAUUUGAGAUUCUUCAAAUAGCCACACUUUGCCUUCAUGAAUGAUUUGCACACUCUUGGCAUUCUCUCAACCAGCUUCAUGAGGUAGUCACUUUUUUGGUUACUACAUGAUUCCAUAUUAUUUUUUCAUCGUUUUGAUGUCUUCACUAUUAUUCUACAAUAUAGAAAAUAGUAAAAAUAAAGAAAAACCCUUGAAUGAGUAGGUGUGUCCAAACUUUUGACUGGUACUAUAUCUUAUUUAUCACACGCAUACAGCAUACAGAUACAGAGCCUUUGAGUGGAAAUUCUGUCAGAAAGCGCAAGAGCUGCUGCCUGUGACGCUUUCAUGACAACUGGGAACUCUGAAAAAUACGAGGUAAAAUCAUGAUGUCAGUGAUCUUCAGGUCGGAAAGUCGGAUCUCUAGAAAGAGGCCUGAGUUCCUGAGUUUGAAUUCUGAGUGGACGACCGUUCAAAACAAUUUUCACAGUCGGAGCUUGUUUUUUUUCCAAAGUUCCCAGUUGUCCUGAACACACUGAAGGCGGAAGUCAGAGAUUUAUGAGUUCCCAGUAGUUAUGAACACUUCAUCAAACAGCAAGGGUAGGAAGGCUUCAUCAGCGAGCCACACACCACUUUGCAAUGAGCUGGAGGCGGUAUGCAUUUUGAAAACAUAUACUUAAUUGUUUGAAACCUGAACGUUUUAAUAUAUAUUAUGAGGCAUGUCUUACCUUACUUCAAAGUAGCCUAUUAGAUCUACAUUUCGAACAGAUAUUUUCGUUAGAAAUCCUAUACCUGUAACUCACUGGGUUUUAAAUAGAGUCUAUCCUUCAACAUCGCAUCUCAUUGUUAAGGAAAUACAGUUUUCCACUCUGUUCCUAAGGGCCUUUGUCCUCCACUCCAAAAGGAUUAUUCGAUUGUCCCCAUAAGAGAAACCUUUUUGGUUCCAGGUAGAACCCUUUUGGGUUUCAUGUAGGUUCUACAAAAGGGUUCUGCCUAGAACCAAAAGGGUUUUAUCUGGAACCUAAAAGGGUUCUUCAAAGGGUUCUCCUACAGCUGAAUAACUCUUUUAGGUUAUGAUAGCACAAUUAUUUUCUAAGAGUGUACCUAUGUACAAGGUUGUUUACAUGCCACGUGAUUAAUAGGUCUUCAUCUAAAUGAAUAGAAAUGUCCUCCCUCCUUUCCCCUGAUAUAGUGAUCUUUCUGUCCCUUGGCACAUCUAUCACGAUCGAUCACUCUGUAUCUGUCUUGAAAUCACCCCUAUGCCAUUGUCACCAUGUUUAUGACUGUGGCUAGAGCUGUUUGACAUAUGGAGCCUGGUUCCUCUCUAGGUUUCUUCCUAGGUUUCUGCCUUUCUAGGGAGUUUUUCCUAGCCACCGUGCUUCUACAUCUGCAUUGCUUGCUGUUUGGGGUUUUAGGCUCGGUUUCUGUAUAGCACUUUGUGACAUCUGCUGAUGUAAAAAGGGCUUUAUAAAUACAUGUGAUUGAUUGAUUGAUUUAUAUGGUCCUUUAAACACUUGUUUCUCUUCCUGCUUCCUGCUUCCUCCACCUGUACUGCUACAGGCUAUGGUGAGUAACACUGUGGCUGAUUCCAUAUGAAAAGAGAAUGCUGUUGAGACAUACUGGCUUUGUUUGCUCUCAAGGGGAAUAGCAAUUUGUGUAGAGAAGCACUUCAUUCCAGAUACCCAUGACCCCUUGAUUCUUGUAUACACUUAGGGAGAAUACAGCUGGACUGCAAUGUGACCUGUUGGCUUAAAUGCUGUACUGAGAUGUAAUUAUUUCCACUCUAUGUUGAAAGAUGUUCAAUUAUAUAGCAAGAAAAAUAGACUUCUUUCUUUGAUCAAAAUCAAAGUUGUCACUUUGUUUUAAAAAUGCUUAUUGAAUGUAUUUCAAUCGCAGUAUGUACAGAACUACUAUGUAUUAAUCUUAUCUCUUCAUUCAAUUCCUUCCUUUCUUUCUGUCCCCUGCCUGUCCUACCUCAGUCCCUGGCUCAGAACUCCAGGAAGGCAGGGUUCACAACAGCUAUGGCGUCCAGCACUCUCAAUAACGAGGAGCUGGUGCGUUUCUGGCUCUUUCUUUUCUCUACUUUCAGUAUAUCCAGAUAGUGAACUUUUUCCCUCUCUCCAUGUAGUCAUAGAUUCCACUAAUUAUUUGACUCUGUAUAUAUCUCCUCUACGUUUCCCUCUCUUGUAGAAGAGCCAUGUGUACAAGAAAACGCUACAGGCUCUGAUUUAUCCCAUCUCCUGCACCACGCCCCAUAACUUUGAGGUGUGGACAGCCACGACGCCCACCUACUGCUACGAGUGUGAGGGGCUGCUGUGGGGCAUCGCCCGCCAGGGCAUGAGGUGCACCGAGUGCGGGGUCAAAUGUCACGAUAAGUGCCAGGACCUACUCAACGCUGACUGCCUGCAAAGUAAGCAGAGCCAUGUUGAUAUUGCUCAGUGAGUGGUAAAGGUUUGUUCAGUUGGUGCUAAAACAUAAUAUAAUGGUAAAACAUAGAACAUUUAAAAAAAUGUGGGUAGCGGUUGGUUCUAACUAACAACACCAAACGUGUGGGAUACUACAGACUGUAAACUGCUUUGGAUAAGAGUGUUAGUUAAAUGGCUGUCUGGCAUUCCCCUUUGCCUGUCAUACUUCAGACUGCCCUCCUCUCUCCUCUCUCCGACAUCUCUCAUCCCACUCUCCUUGUCCUCCUCCCUCCCAUUCUCUCACUCUGCUGUCUCAGGCACUCUCUAUCUUUUUGGGUUUUUCUGAAAAGGAACUUUCCUUGACAUCCUCUCCACCUUUCCAACUCUUUGUGGGAGUUUCACAGGUCUGCAGAUACUGCUUGAGCACUCAUCCAUAAAUCAUACUGUAUACUCUGUCUCACAGUGUUCUCAUGAUAGGGCACAUUUACUCUUAUAGAUCAAAUCAAAUCAAAAUGGAUUUGAAGUGCAUAUCAAAUUGCAACAUACUUUACAGCAAAACAAUACAAUUAAGGAGAUAAAACACGAGAAAGCAAUAAAAGAGAUGAAUAAAAUAAUAGUAAAAUCUGUUUUUAUAGAUGCCAUGGUUUAUGUUAUGCACCAUUUGUAUACAUUCCUCCAAUGUUCACUCCCUUCAUCCCAAAGAAAACUGUUCAUGCCCUCCAUAUACUGUAGCACAGGAAUGGGCACCUUGCAAGCAAAACAUUUUAGUGGCCCUCCUCUUGACAGUUACAAGAAAAACUUGUUUUAUUUAAUUUCUUGCAAUUCUACACAUUUUGCCACGGGGCGUAAAGAAAAUGUUGCAGUUUUAAAGCACGUUUGCUGCAAUUCUACACAUUUUGCCAUGGGCAGAGAGAAGACUUUACAAUUUUGUAAGACAUUUCAUGCAAUUCUACUCAUUUUUUGUUGUUUCUUGGGGGGAAAUUGAAUCGCGGGCCUACAAAAGGGGGGCCGCGGGCCGCAUGCCGCCAGUUUCCCAUUCCUGCUGUAGCAUAAUACAACAUAAGACCUUAUUUGUCAUGUUACUCAAUGAAAUAAUAAAUAAAAUCUGACCCUCAUCUCUCUUGUCUACCCCAGGGGCAGCGGAAAAGAGUUCUAAGCAUGGGGCGGAGGAUAGAACCCAGAACAUCAUCAUGGUUCUAAAGGACAGGAUGAAGAUCCGAGAGAGGAACAAGCCGGAGAUCUUUGAGCUGAUCCAGGAGGUGUUUGCCAUGGUCAAAGCCACUCAUGUCACCUACAUGAAGCAGAUCAAACAGAGCGUACUGGAUGGCACCUCCAAGUGGUCGGCCAAGAUCAGCAUCACAGGUGAGAGAGAGAGAAGAUACCAGGGCUUCAGAGUUGGAGUGCUGAUCUAGGAUCAGUUCCUCGCUGUCCAUAUCAGAAUCAGAAUCAGAAAACGUAUCUUAUUCAUUAUGAUCUAAAAGGGAAAACUGAUCCUAGAUCAGCACUCCUAUUCUGAGACGCUUUGUGAAUAGUAUGAGUCCAGAACCAUCCAUUUGUAAAGCUCUGGCAGAUUCCAUUUGAGUCUGACUCCAUCACAACACACAUCAUCCACCCUCUGUCUCCUCUUGCUUGUUUGUGUUCCAGCUCUAUUUGUUGUUAAGGUCAUAAUGUGUUGUAGACCAUUGAGUCACUGUCUGACAUGAAGUACGGCUUACUGGUAAAAACGUAAUAAACUACCACUACUACUACUACUACUACUACUAUUACUACUACUACUACUACUACUACUACUACUACUACUAUUAGCCUCUAAACUAGACUGACCGCUGCGCUCACUAGUGAAACUAUGUUGAGUGCAGUAGUCAGUCUGGUUGACCAAGCUACGCUCCAGCCAGACUGACCACCUGAUGCUGCCCCCUGUCCCCUCCCCACAGUGCUGUGUGCCCAGGGCCUCCAGGCGAAGGAUAAGACAGGCUCCAGUGACCCCUACGUCACGGUCCAGGUGGGCAAGACCAAGAAGAGGACCAAGACCAUCUACGGAAACCUCAACCCUGUCUGGGAGGAGAACUUCAACUUGUGAGUAGAGAGAAAAAUUACUUUUUUUAUUUAGCAGACACUGUUAUCCAGAGCGACUUACAGGAGCAAUUAGGGUUGUGCCUUGCACAAGGGCACAUAGACAGAUUUUUAACCUAGUCAGCUUGAGGAUUCAAACCACCAACUUUUCGGUUACUGGCCCAACGCUCUUAACCGCUAGGCUAUCUGCCACCGGUACGGGACUGGAAUAACAUUGAAGGUUGUUUAUUUACAGGUUAUGAAUGGGUCACAAUUAAUGCAUGUGUCUAACUGUAAACCCAUAUGAAUGUAUGAGAUUGGUGGGUCCCUCAAAUGGAUGAGAUUGGUCUCUCUCUCUCUCUCUCUCUCUCUCUCUCUCUCUCUCUCUCUCUCUCUCUCCUCUCUCUCUCUCCUCUCUCUCACUCUCUCCUCUCUCUCUCUCUGUAGUGAGUGCCACAACUCCUCGGACCGGAUCAAGGUGCGGGUGUGGGAUGAGGAUGAUGACAUCAAGUCUCGGGUGAAGCAGAAGUUCAAAAAGGAGUCAGAUGACUUCCUGGGUCAGACCAUCAUCGAGGUCCGCACACUUAGCGGAGAGAUGGACGUCUGGUACAACCUGGGUCAGUACAGUCACAGUACAGGAGGAAAUAACCACUUGUUAAGCUAAUAAACCCAAUCAUUGAGCCUCUGACACUCCGGGUCCAUAUAAUCACUUUCUAGGUAUCCAUACGAUGAGGUUAAUUUGGGUGAACUAUCCUUUAAAAAAAUAUUUUAUAUAAGAUCAUUAUCAUAAUGGUUGAGGUCUUUAUUACAUUUACAUUUUAGUCAUUUAGCAGACGCUCUUAUCCAGAGCGACUUACAGUUAGUGAGUGCAUACAUUUUUCAUACUGGCCCCCCGUGGGAAUCGAACCCACAACCCUGGCGUUGCAAGCGCCAUGCUCUACCAACUGAGCUUCACUGUCAAAUAUAGUUGUUGUUAGGUUGACUGUGGUAUGUGUUGACUGAGACUCUUGUGUCUGGUCCCUCUCUGCAGACAAGCGUACAGACAAGUCAGCCGUGUCUGGUGCCAUCAGGAUGCACAUCAAUGUAGAGAUCAAAGGAGAGGAAACAGUCGCUCCGUAUCAUGUCCAAUACACCUGUCUGCACGAGGUAAGCUGUGUGUGUGUGUGUGUGUGUGUGUGUGAGAGAGAGAGAGAGAGAGAGAGAGAGAGAGAGAGAGAGAGAGAGAGAGGAGAGGAGAGAGAGGGAGAGAGAGAGGAGAGAGAGAGAGAGAGAGCCUGUGAUAGCAUGGGUGCCUGCCUGCAUACAGUAUGUGUCUGUGUGUGUGUGUGUCUGUUUGUGUGCGUGCGUGUGAUCGUGUACACGAGCCUGUGUAUGCUCCUGCCUUCAGGUGCCAAGUGAUGUUAAUAGCCCAGUCAUCUUGGUUCAUUUAGCUGACUGAUGCAGCAGUCUUUCAUUGAAGUGGCCUUUCAGAUGAAAUAGAGGUGUCACCGCCUGCAUUGCUCUAUCAAGAUAAAAACCACAUCAGAUAUAAAAUACCACAGAUAAUAUCUCUCCCUCUGACCUUCUUCAAAUAUGGAACUGUCUACCAUGUUGAUGCUAAAUGCUCAUUGCCCUAUAUCAAGGCAUUACUUGGUCUAAUAUCAGGACAUAGUUUGCAAACAGCAAACCUAACAAGAGCUACUAUUCAAUUGCACUGUAAAUACAGUUGAAGUCGGAAGUUUACAUACACCUUAGCCAAAUACAUUUAAACUCAGUUUUUCACAAUUCCUGACAGUUAAUCCAACUUCAACUCAUUAACAUCAUAGUCUAGAUUGAAUAACCUCUCUCUCUCGUUGGAGUGCAUGCUGGGAGUGAGUCAGUGGGUGCUAUCAUUGGGUAUGAUAGCAUAAAAUCAGCCUCAAGUAUGAAUAGCGCUGUAGUGAUAUUCUUAGAUUCCAUUGAAAAGGUGAAUACGAUAGUUGAGAGUGGUGUUGUGUUGCGGGAGUCACAGACGUCGGUAUUUCCUCUUAUGAAUCCUGCGAAGAAAGUUAUACUUUCUAAGGUGCCACCAUUUGUUAGAGAUGAAGUGUUGGAGCGAGAGUUAUCUCGUCAUGGUCAACGUGUAUCUACAAUAAAGAAGGUUCUUUUUGGAUGCAAAUCUCCUUUGCUGAAACAUGUCGUGUCUCAUAGGAGACAACUGUAUAUUAUUUUAAAGAAGGACACUGACGAACUGAAUGUAGCAUUCAGUUUUAAGAUUGAUGGAUUUGAUUAUGUCUUCUACGCUUCUACUGAAUCAAUGAAAUGCUUUGGCUGUGGAAGAGAGGUGGCAUUUGGUGCGUUAUUGUCCCGAGAACGAGCGCGCAGAGCCCGGUAGCAGCUCUAGUGCUGGUGCAGCUAAUGUACCACCGCGAAGGGAUGAACAUUCUAAGGGAGAAGGUGGGCAGAUGUGGUUGGAAAAGUAGGAAAGGAAAGCAGUGUGGCUACGGAGGCAAUUGUGGUAGAUCAGAACAAAGAGGGAGGGGAAACAGUCGGUGAGAUUGCGACUGCGGUCGGUGAGGUGGUGCUGGAAAAUGAAAUUGGAGGUCAAGAGGAGAUUGAAAUAAUGGAAAAGGAAGCAGCUGUUUUUAAAGUACCGAGGAGUAAGAGGAAGAAUUUAAGGGGUGAUGAAGGGUCUAAUUCUAAGAGGAGGGUAGAGAUUGAUAAAUCAAUUGAGGAUAAACAGGUUGUAGAGAUGGUGGAGUUUUCUUCUGGGGAGGAUGGCGAGAGUGAGUCAUCUGACGCGUCACAACAAAAUAGCGAGAUAAAUGGGGUGGAAGAGAGGUAUGGGAUUGAGAAGGUACGUCAAUUUCUGAAGUUGACAAAAGGGAAGAAAUAUAUGCAGGAUUAUAAUGUAACAGAUGUUUUUCCUGAAAGUGAAUUGUUUAUUGAAUCAGCAGGGUUUCUGAUGUCAAAAAUAACAGGGGGAGGUUUGACAAGCCCUGAAAUUGCUAGACUCAAGAAAGUGGUCACGAGAGUGAUAAGUGAUGUAAAUUCUAAAGAAAAUGAAAGAGUUCAGUCGCAGCCUUAACUCUGUAAAGAGAUGUGGUUUCUGUGUCUUCCUCUGUAUUUUUUUUCCCAUCCAUGAGCAGUUUUAAGAUGACUUCUUUAAACGUAAAUGGGGCGAGAGACGUAAAAAUUAAUAGCCAUAGUGUAUGAGUUAAUUAGGGGAAAGGGAAGUGACAUACGUUUUUUUUUACAAGAAACGCAUAGUAAUUUGGGAAAUGAAGUUAUGUAGCAACAGGAGUGGUGGGGGGGGGGACAGUGGUGUGUAGUCAUAAAAACUAAAAGUGGGGGUGUGGCCAUCUUGUUCUCAAAAGGGUUUUUGCCUUUGUCAUAUGAGGUUGAAGAGGUAGUUGAGGGGAGGUUAUUAAAAGUUAGAGCAAGGUAUGAAAACAUUAUGUGUCUGAUAAAUGUAAAUGCCCCAGUGGUGGCAGUUGAGAGGGUAUGUUUUUUAGAGACAUUAUCAAAUACCAUUGAGAAAUGUAAUACUGAAGAUUAUUUAUUUAUUGCUGGGGAUUUUAACUACACAGUCAGUGAUUUAGAUAGAAAUCACAAAGAACCUCAUAUAGCCUCAAGGACUUUUUUAAAACGCCUCAUUGUAACACAUAUUUGGCGAAGUCAACAUGGAGGCACGAGACAGUACACCUGGGCCCAUGUGAGAGAGAACACAGUAGUCAGUUGUCGGCAGGUAGCUUAGUGGUUAAGAACGUUGUGCCAGUAACCGAAAGGUCGCUGGUUCUAAUCCCCGAGCCGACUAGGUGAAAAAUCUGUCGAUGUGCCCUUGAGCAAGGCACUGAACCCUAGUCGCUCUGGAUAAGAGCGUCUGCUAAAUGACUUAAAAAGAACACCAUCUCUAUGGCCAGGUUAGAUAGGUUUUAUUGUUUUGAGCAUCAAUCUCAGGUCUGUAAAUCAAGUGUGAUAACCACAGUGGGAUUUUCUGAUCAUUGUUUAAUAACAGGUGGUGUUCAUUAACGCAGUAAAACCCAAAAGCGCAUACUGGCAUUUUAAUAUAACUUUAUUGAGUGAUGCUCACUUCAGGAAAUAUUUUAGUUUUUUCUGUGAGAGGUGGAGGUCUCAAAAGGCCAGUUUUGUAUCCCUUCAGCAGUGGUGGGAUAUAGGGAAAAUCCAGAUUCAACAAUUCUGUAAUUCAUACACGAGGAAUGUCACCAAAGACAUCACCAGAUCAAUGAAAUCCCUAGAGUCUGAAAUAGUGGAACUCCUGACGUUGGUUGAGACCACAGGAGAUCGAGGCCGUACUCAGGCCCUCAAGAGGAAAAAAACUGCAUUGGCAGACCUGCUGGGUAUCAGAACACAGGGGGCAUUGGUGAGAAGUAAGUUUCAGGGAAUCUCUGAAAUGGAUGCCUCAUCCACAUUUUUCUUUGGUUUAGAGAAAAAGAAUGGACAAAGAAGAAUUAUUCAUUGUCUCAAAUCAGCUGUUGGACAGGAGCUCACCAGCCCUAGUGAAAUUAGAAAGAGGGCAGUAGAGUUCUAUGCUGAGCUCUACAAGUGUGAGUACAAAGAGGAUAAAAACAGUGACACAGCAGUUCCUUGAUGGGCUCCCACAGGUGGCUGCAGAAGCUCAGGUUGAGCUAGAGCAACCAUUGUCUUUGCAGGAGCUAUACACUGCAUUAAAAGGCAUGGGAAAUGGAAGGGCACCAGGCAUUGAUGGGCUUCCCGUUGACUUUUUAAAGUGUUUUUGGGCUAUGUUGGGAGAGGAUUGGCUAACAGUAGUUAAUUAUAGUUUGACCGGAGGGUUACUACCGAUAAGCUGCAGAAGGGCUGUCCUCACCCUACUGCCCAAAAAGGGUGACCCAAGGGAAGUGAAGAACUGGAGGCCGGUGGCUUUAUUGUGCACUGAUGGGGGAGGUGAUGGGGCAAAUCAUACGGACCAGUCCUACUGUGUUCCCGGCAGGCAGAUAGGGGAUAACAUUUCUCUGAUUAUAGAUUUUUUGGACGUCUCUAGGGCUAUUGGGUUGGAUGCUGGUCUAAUUUCAAUUGAUCAGGAAAAGGCAUUUGACCGAGUUGAACAUCAAUACUUAUGGCACGCUUUUGAGGCAUUUGGUUUCAGCUCUGGUUUUAUUGCUAUGAUAAGGGUGAUAUAUGGGGACAUUUAAAGUGUAUUGAAAGUUAACGGUGGCUUGAGUGCUCCUUUUAAAGUGUGUAGAGGUAUUAGGCAGGGAUGUUCUUUGUCGGGAAUGUUAUAUGCCAUUGCUAUAGAGCCACUACUAAAUAGCAUUAGAAGUCGCAUUGAAGGGGUGUACCUUUCAGAGGAUAUUCAUCCUAUUCGUCUCUCAGCCUAUGCUGAUGAUGUAGUUAUUUUAGUGAAAAAUCAAGAGGAGGUGAAUAGUUUGAGUCUAAUGGUUAAUUGUUUUUAGGGGACUAUCCUCUGCAAAGGUAAAUUAGGAAAAAGGUUGUGCUUUAGAGAUUGGAGAAUGGUCUGGAGGGAUCAUGGCUUUGCCAGGGGGGCUGGAAUGGUGUAAGGGAGGUUUUAAGUAUCUUGGAGUGUACCUAGGAGAUGAGGGGACAAUGGAAAAAAAUUGGAUUGGGGUUGUUGAAAUGGUGGAAGGGAGGAGAUGGUGUUGGUUGUUAUCUCGUAUGUCAUAUAGGGGGCACACUAUUAUAGUUAACAAUGUGAUUGCCUCUGCACUGUGGCAUCGGUUGUCAGUUUUAGAGCCACCAUCUGGCCUUCUGGCUAAGAUACAGGCGAUUAUUGUAGAUUUAUUUUGGGAUAAAUAUCAUUGGGUUCCACAAAGUGUUUUGUAUUUGUCAAAAGAGGAGGGGGGACAAGGUCUUGUACAUCUUGCUAGUAGGGCUGCUGCUUUCCGGUUUCAGUUUAUUCAAAGGUUGCUUUAUGGACCGGAAAUGUGGUUUGGAGAUGGGUGGCAGGUCUUGUAUUACAGCAGGUUGGAGGAUUAGGUUUAAAGAAGGCUUUAUUUUUGGUUGAUAGUAGCCAGAUUUCUAGGGAGGGAGUACCUCAGUUUUACAGAGGCCUUCUUAGGGUGUGGAGCAUAAUGAAGGUGUCCAGACACACUUCAGCGGAGUCAGUGCAUUGGCUGUUGGAGGAACCUCUGGUGUACGGGGCAAGACUGGAUUGUACAACUGCAGCUGUUCCACAUUUCUCCAAGAUUCUGGUGAAGGGCAAAAUCAUCACCUUAAAACAGUUAAUGGCCAUGGCUCUGCCCACCUUAAUGUAUGGAAGACGGGUGGCUGAACAUUUGGGGGAGAUGUCGGAAAGGAUUGUCGGACAACUGGUGGGAAGCUGCAGGAAGGCUCUGUCAGCAGAAGAGUGGGGUAUGCUUAAAAGUCACAAGAAGAAGGUACAAGAUGAAAACCUCUCAUUUCCAAGACUAGGGAUUACAGCCAAUAUCACAGUCAGAAAGAAAGGCAUUAUUACUGGAUUUGAGAGGGUUGGAAGAGGUGGGUUUGGAUGAGGUGAAUGGGAAAGACUUAUAUAGGGGGUGUGUCAAGGUGUUGAAUAAAGAUACAUUGAAAAAUAGAAAAGACACUCCAUGGAGGGUAAAAUUGGGCAUUGAUGACAAGGUAAAGCCAGCAUGGAGAGCACUAUACAAGCCUCCGUUACAAAAGGGUACUGGGGAUAUGCAAUGGAGGGUUUUGCAUGGCAUCAUUUCAGUUAAUGCUUUUGUAUCUGUUAUUAACUCAGAUGUUGUAGAUGGAUGUCCUUUUUGUAAUAUAAGAGAAACAAUUUUUCACUGUUUUAUGGAGUGUGAGAGGAUAAAACCUCUCUUGGAAAUGCUGGAGUCUUUGUUUAAAGCUGUAGGGGAGAUUUUCAAUAACACUGUUUUUAUUUUGGGUUUCAAUAUAGUAAGCAAAAUAAAAUAAAAUGUAAACUGUUAAAUUUGAUUUUAGGACAAGCUAAGAUGUCAAUUUUUCUGAGUAGGAAACAUAACAUAGAAAUGGGAUAUGGGCAGGAUGUAAGAUGUGUUUUUAAAGUAUUAGUGAAAGCGAGAAUAAAAGUGGAUUUUGAGUUCUUCUUGGCUGUAAAAUAUCUCCCAUUGUUUGAGGAGAAGUGGGCUUACAAAGGAGCGUUUUUGUUUUGUGGAGGAGGGGAAACUAUUUUUUGUUGAUGAAAUGAGUUGAAUGUAUAUACAGUGAGGGAAAAAAGUAUUUGAUCCUCUGCUGAUUUUGUAAGUUUGCCCACUGACAAAGACAUGAUCAGUCUAUGAUUUUAAUGGUAGGUUUAUUUGAACAGUGAGAGACAGAAUAACAACAAAAAAAUCCAGAAAAACGCAUGUCAAAAAUUUUAGAAAUUGAUUUGCAUUUUAAUGAGGGAAAUAAGUAUUUGACCCCUCUGCAAAACAUGACUUAGUACUUGGUGGCAAAACCCUUGUUGGCAAUCACAGAGGUCAAACGUUUCUUGUAGUUGGCCACCAGGUUUGCACACAUCUCACGAGAGAUUUUGUCCCACUCCUCUUUGCAGAUCUUCUCCAAGUCAUUAAGGUUUCGAGGCUGACGUUUGGCAACUCGAACCUUCAGCUCCCUCCACAGAUUUUCUAUGGGAUUAAGGUCUGGAGACUGGCUAGGCCACUCCAGGACCUUAAUGUGCUUCUUCUUGAGCCACUCCUUUGUUGCCUUGGCCGUGUGUUUUGGAUCAUUGUCAUGCUGGAAUACCCAUCCACGACCCAUUUUCAAUGCCCUGGCUGAGGGAAGGAGGUUCUCACCCAAGAUUUGACGGUACAUGGCCCCGUCCAUCGUCCCUUUGAUGCGGUGAAGUUGUCCUGUCCCCUUAGCAGAAAAACACCCCCCAAAGCAUAAUUUUUCCACCUCCAUGUUUGACGGUGGGGAUGGUGUUCUUGGGGUCAUAAGCAGCAUUCCCCCUCCUCCAAACACGGCGAGUUGAGUUGAUGCCAAAGAGCUCCAUUUUGGUCUCAUCUGACCACAACACUUUCACCCAGUUCUCCUCUGAAUCAUUCAGAUGUUCAUUGGCAAACUUCAGACGGGCAUGUAUAUGUGCUUUCUUGAGCAGGGGGACCUUGCGGGCGCUGCAGGAUUUCAGUCCUUCACAGCGUAGUGUGUUACCAAUUGUUUUCUUGGUGACUAUGGUCCCAGCUGCCUUGAGAUCAUUGACAAGAUCCUCCCGUGUAGUUCUGGGCUGAUUCCUCACCGUUCUCAUGAUCAUUGCAACUCCACGAGGUGAGAUCUUGCAUAGAGCCCCAGGCCGAGGGAGAUUGACAGUUCUUUUGUUUUUCUUCCAUUUGCGAAUAAUCGCACCAACUGUUGUCACCUUCUCACCAAGCUGCUUGGCGAUGGUCUUGUAGCCCAUUCCAGCCUUGUUUAGAUCUACAAUCUUGUCCCUGACAUCAUUGGAGAGCUUUUUGGUCUUGGCCAUGGUGGAGAGUUUGGAAUCUGAUUGAUUGAUUGCUUCUGUGGACAGGUGUCUUUUUUGCAGGUAACAAGCUGAGAUUAGGAGCACUCCCUUUAAGAGUGUGCUCCUAAUCUCAGCUCGUUACCUUUAUAAAAGACACCUGGGAGCCAGAAAUCUUUCUGAUUGAGAGGGGGUCAAAUACUUAUUUCCCUCAUUAAAAUGCAAAUCAAUUUAUAACAUUUUUGUCAUGUGUUUUUCUGGAUUUUUUUUGUUUGUUAUUCUGUCUCUCACUGUUCAAAUAAACCUACCAUUAAAAUUAUAGACUGAUCAUUUCUUUGUCAGUGGGCAAACGUACAAAAUCAGCAGGGGAUCAAAUACUUUUUUCCCUCACUGUAUAUGCUUUAGUAUUUAAAUUUUUAUUUAAUUUUUUUUUGUUUUAAUUUUUAUUUUGGAAUUACAUUUUUUUUUUUAAUUUUUUUUUUUUUUUUUUUUUUUUUUUUUUUUUUUUUAGUCAUUUAGCAGACGCUCUUAUCCAGAGCGACUUACAGGAGCAAUUAGGGUUAAGUGCCUUGCUCAAGGGCACAUCGACAGAUUUUUCACCUAGUCGGCUCGGGGAUUAGAACCAGCGACCUUUCGGUUACUGGCACUAUGCUCUUAACCACUAAGCUACCUGCCGCCCUCAUUUGUUGUUUCAUUUCUGAAAAGGCAGUGUGCCAUUCUUUGUGUUAACACUUGAGUAUAAAAUAAAGGUUUUAUAAAAACUCAAAACUCUCUCUCUCUCUCUCUCUCUCUCUCUCUCUCUCUCUCUCUCUCUCUCUCUCUCUCUCCUCUCUCUCUCUCUCUCCUCUCCUUUCUACUCGCUCUCUCCUCCGUCUCUCGUCUCUCCCCCUCUCUCUUCUCUCUCUCUCUCGCUCCCUCCUCUCCUCUCCGUCUCUCUCUCAUGCUCGCUAUACUCUCUCUCUCUCUCUCUCUCUCUACAGAACCUCUUCCACUUUGUCACAGAUGUGCAGAGCUCUGGUGCUGUGAAGAUUCCUGAUGCUAAAGGGGAUGAUGCAUGGAAGGUGUACUUUGAUGAGACUCCUCAGGAGAUAGUGGAUGAAUUUGCCAUGCGUUACGGAGUGGAGUCAAUCUAUCAGGCUAUGACGUGAGCUCAAACUUAGUACCCUACACACCCUGUCACUGACACUCAGCAAUAGCAUACACAUUGUCAGAUUGUAAUGUAAUGUAUUAAGAGAUCACCUAGUGUAUGGUGUUUAGGAUGAUACUGUGGUACACCCUUAACAUCACAAGGGAAUGCAUGGGCUUUAUCAGAGUCAGCUUCAUUAAUACCAAAGUGAUAGUGUUUAUGCCGUGUGUGUGUUCUCCCACAGUCACUUUGCCUGCCUGUCGUCUAAGUAUAUGUGCCCUGGGGUUCCCGCGGUAAUGAGUACCCUGCUGGCCAACAUCAAUGCCUACUACGCCCACACCACCCAGGCCACCAACAACGUGUCGGCCUCCGACCGUUUCGCCGCAUCCAACUUCGGGGUGAGUCGCCCCUUCCCCAUUGAAGUUUAAAUGUAAAAUGGUUAGGGUUAGGGAAGGGUUAUGGUUAAGGUUAGUGUAAGGGUAGGGGUAGGGGUUAAGGUUAGGGUUAAGGUAGGGACGUCCCAAGGAUUCCAGAUAGCACUAACCAAUUAAUGAGGGAUGGAUAGAGAUGCAAUGCCUCAACUUAAUGUUUAAGGUGAGCCAAUGGAUAUGCUAGCUCUUAGGCUAAUGUGUUGUGGCGUGUUUUUGUUAUUUCAGAAAGAACGAUUUGUGAAGCUCCUAGACCAACUCCACAACUCCCUUAGGAUUGAUCUGUCCAUGUACCGGGUAGGCUACUCUUGACUCCCGCUCUCGCUCUCGCUCUCGCUCUCGCUCUCGCUCUCGCUCUCGCUCUCGCUCUCGCUCUCGCUCUCGCUCUCGCUCUCUCGCUCUUGCUCGCUCCCUCUCGCUCGCUCUCUCUCUCUCGAAACAAAAUUAUUGUUUGUGUCUGCACCUCUCUUCUCUCUAAUUUCUCUGUCGCUCACAGACACAAAUACACACUCUCUCUCUCUCCCUCUCUCUCUCCCUCUCUCUCUGUGUGAUGUGAGAAAGGAGGCUGAGGUGUUAAUUGGGCUGACGUCUCGUCAUACACACACAGGGUCAGUGAGGUGAAGAGUUGAGGGUUUUAGUCUGGCCUGAAAUCAAUGGCGGAGAGAGACUGCUUCUUCAGCACCACAGCUUUGGCCAGAUUAUACAACCUUGUCUACACACACACACACACACACAAACACACACACACACACACACACACACACACACACACACACACACACACACACCUCACUGUAGAUCUAUCAUCUGUGUUUAACAGAAUAACUUCCCAGCCAGCAGUCCUGAGAGGCUGCAGGACCUCAAGUCUACUGUGGACCUGCUCACCAGCAUCACCUUCUUCAGGAUGAAGGUAACUCUCUCUUCUCUCUAUUCUAUCUUCUCUUUCAUUUCACUCCAUCCGCUCCUUGGAUCACCUCUACUUUGCUCUGGUUGGUACCGCAUGUAUCCAUUCUUGUUUACGCUGUACAGUAUCGCUACACUACAUGCUCUUUUCAGACAUGCAUCUUCACUGAGUUCCUUUGACCCAGUGUGCUUAUAUGGGGCUUUCCCAGUCUCAGUAACUUCUUAAUCUGUCUGUGUCUGUGUGUCUGUCCUCAGGUCCAGGAGCUACAGAGUCCCCCCAGAGCCAGUCAGGUGGUGAAGGACUGUGUCAAGGCCUGUCUCAACUCCACCUACGAAUACAUCUUCAACAACUGCCACGAACUCUACAGCCGCGAGUACCAGACAGACCCAGUGAGUUUGUGUGUGUGUGUGUGCGCGUACGUGCAUUUGUGUGUGCUGUGUGAAGGUGUGUGUGUGUGUGUGUUUCUCUGUCCGUGUCAUUAGCACCUCAGGUGGUCUCCAUCAAGCACAGGAUUUAUAUAUGGAUUUACAAACCUUGUUUUUGCCUCGUUAAAGUGGAGCGAUUCAUUCCGACUCCCUUCAUGAAUUUCAAAAGCCCAUUUUUCAUUUGAAUAAAACAUUCCAUCCUGAGGUGCUUUGCAAUAUUUUGUUAAAUCUUCAGUUCAUUCUUCAGUUUGAAACCCUGCGGUGGUAUGGAUACUUUUUUCUGACUUUGUCAGCUCUCUUCAGAGGACUAAACUAGCUACAUGUGGUUUAAUGGGUUCAUCAGCUCAUUAGAGUAGCGAAGAGAUAUAUAUCAUUAGAGUUGAGUGGUAGCGAAGAGAUAUAUAUAUAUAUAUAUAUAUAUAUAUUGGACAAACUACGAUAGUAUCUACAAUAGUAGCCCAUGUGAUAGUAUCCCAGUGACUGAGUGUGUUGUUGUUUUGUCCAGGCCAAGCCAGGAGUGGUCGCUCCAGAGGAGCAGGGUCCCAGCAUCAAGAACCUGGACUUCUGGUCCAAACUCAUCACCCUCAUCGUGUCCAUCAUAGAGGAGGACAAGAACUCCUACACACCCUGCCUCAACCAGUGAGUCUGUCACUCUCUCUAGCCAUUUCAGUCUGUUUCACUGUCUCUCUCUCUCUCUCUCUUUCUGUCUCCCUCCACCUUUACAUCCAUAUGUAACUCUGUGUCUGUUUCUUACCAUCUGCCACACACAGGUUUCCUCAGGAGCUCAACGUGGGUAAAAUCAGUGCUGAGGUGAUGUGGAACCUGUUUGCUCAGGAUAUGAAGUACGCCAUGGAGGGUGAGCACUGAAUAAUGUUGCACCUCACCACACUGGUGGUCUAGAUCUGUCCUAGCAGUUGUCUUCUUCUAUUUUUAUGGGGCUGUUAUCGUGCGUUUGGCUCGUGGGCAGUUUGUCAGAGCCUAAGGGCUUUUCUUCAUUAGCCAGUUAGCGCUGCAUGCUGGAGAAUAGAUCAAUCCUCCGGGCUCAUUUGUUCUUUAAUGAAGUGCUUUGUCUUCCAUAUCUCUCUCUCUCUUUUUGCUCCCCUCUCUCCCUCUCUCAUUCUCUCCCCCUCUCUCUCACUCGCACUCUUUUCUCUUUCCUCUCUCUUUCUCUCUCUCUCGCUCUUUCUAUCUCUCGCUCAACUCUCAGAGCAUGAAAAGAACCGCCUAUGUAAGAGUGCAGAUUACAUGAACCUCCACUUCAAGGUCAAGUGGCUGUACAACGAGUACUGCAAAGACCUGCCCUUCUUCAAGAGCCAUGUGCCUGAGUACCCUGCGUAAGGGCCACCUGUGCCAUCAAGACACACACUCACAUUAAAACACGCACAUGUAUACACACAGGCACACACACAUACACACAUGCAAACACUCACACACACACACACACACACACACACACACACACACACACACACACACACCACACACACACACACACACACAUAUACACACACACACUACCCCCCUGGUACUAUACAGCACUGCCCAUAAACAGCGACAGGUUUUCUCUAAGACCCCAGAAGUAGUUUGAAAUCAAAAGUUCCAGUGGGGUUGAUUCAAAUUAAUCCACCCCUGUGUGAUGUCUCCUAGGUGGUUCGAGCCGUUUGUCAUCCAGUGGUUGGACGAGAACGAGGAAGUGUCUCGAGACUUCUUGCACGGUGCACUGGAGAGGGACAAAAAGGACGGGGUAAACUCUUCUCCUUAUGUACUCAAAAUGAAAGUUGCAUUGGUUGUGGCAGAAUGAAAGUAAUCCCUUCCUUUGUAGCUCCUCACUAAUCCUCCUAGUUAUCAGGCAGACUUCUCCUCCUCCGCCUCUCCAGCACUCAUCAAAGACUUUCCUGAGACAAUGGAUGCCGAAGCACAGAUGUUGCGGGGGGACUCGAGCUCAAAGUAGAAAGUAGGGAGUUUAAAAUACAAAGAGACGUUCUCAGAAAGUAGAAAGAGACUAUAAAUACAUUUGUACAGACUCUUCUCAGGUAGGGAGAUAAAGUCUGACUAUACCAGCCUGUGGAUUAAUGAGCUCUGUUCCCAACCAGUGGGAGCUGCCCUUCCCUCAUUACCCAGCAGCACCUGGGGGAGCCACCACAGACUCACCUCUGGCCAAUUAGAGGCAGACAGACAGACAGACCCACCUGACUCGGUCAUCUGUCUGGACUGUUGUGGUCCUCUCAGACCAAUCCAGACCAUACCACAACUAUCAUAUCUAUUUACUCUCUCAGAGCUCAGUGGUCCAGCAGCCCACACACCAUCUCUCUUUUCUCCUCCCUCUCUCAGAGCUCAGUGGUCCAGCAGCCCACACACCAUCUCUCUUUUCUCCUCCCUCUCUCAGAGCUCAGUGGUCCAGCAGCCCACACACCAUCUCUCUUUUCUCCUCCCUCUCUCAGAGCUCAGUGGUCCAGCAGCCCACACACCAUCUCUCUUUUCUCCUCCCUCUCUCAGAGCUCAGUGGUCUAGCAAACCAAACAACCUCUCCCUCUCUUCCUCCCCCCUCGCGCUCCCCUGAUGUUAACAAUCCAUGGCCUCUGUCCCCCAAUCAUAAUGGUAUCUCUACUCCUCUCCGCUUCUCUGCUAAGGACCACUCUCUCCUCUUCCUCUCUUCCUUCCUCUCUCUCAGCUGAGGAAGACUCUUUCCUCUCUUUUUCCUCUCUUUCCAGUCUCUCUCUCCUCUCCUCCCCUCUCUCUCUUAAUGUUCUCUCUCUCUCCUUUCCCACUACAGUUCCAGGUGACUUCGGAGCAUGCUCUGUUCUCCUGCUCCGUGGUGGAUGUCUUCUCUCAGCUCAACCAGAGCUUUGAGAUCAUCCGCAAGCUGGAGUGUCCCGACCCCCAGAUCGUAGGCAACUACAUGAAACGCUUCGCCAAGGUACACAACAGUAUUCUACACACUAUAGCCACUUCAUUCAUGGCUUCAUGAUGGUAAGCUGAGUCACAGAGACAGUGGUUGACAUAUUCCUUUCUCCUCCUGCUCUCUCCUCAGACAAUCGGCAACGUUCUCCUGUCCUACUCGGACAUUAUCUCCAAGUGCUUUGCUAACUAUGUCAACAUGGAGAAAGUGGUGAGUGUCCAAUGACAGGACGUGACAUGUUUGGUGGGGAUGCACAUCAGUAUAGUGUAGUGUUGGGGCUCCCGAGUGGCGCAGCGGUCUAAGGCACUGCAUCGCAGUGCUAGAGGCGUCGCUACAGACCCGGGUUCGAUCCUGGCCUGUAUUACAACCGGCCAUGAUCGGGAGUCCCAUAGGGUGGCGCACAAUUGGCCCAGCGUCGUCCGGGUUAGGGGAGGGUUUGGCCGGGGGGAGUUUACUUGGCUCAUCGCGCUCUAGUGACUACUUGUGGCGGGCUGGGUGCCUGCAGGCUGACCUCGGUCAUCAGUAGAACUGUGUUUCCUCCGACAUAUUGGUGCGGCUGGUUUCCGGGUUAAGCGGGCAGGUGUUAAGAAGCGCGGUUAGGCAGGUCAUGUUUCGGAGGACGCAUGACUCGACUUUCGCCUUCCGAGCCCGUUGGGGAGUUGCAGCGAUGAGACAAGAUCGAAAUUAGGGAGAAAAAGGUAUAGUGUAGUGUUUGUACAUUUCAGUGAAAAUGUGUGGUAUUUGGAUAGUGUAGUGGAUAAUGACUUUGUGUUGUUUGCAGCCAUGCAUCCUGAUCAACAACAUCCAGCAGCUCAGAGUUCAACUGGAGAGGAUGUUUGAAGCCAUGGGAGGAAAGGAUGUGAGUGACUCUCUUAUCCGUGUUUGCCCCCAGUAUAUAUCUGAGUAUGUGUGUGUUCCUGUGUGUGUGUGUGUAUGCGUGUGUUUGUUUGUCUUUCUGACUGAACUGGUUUCUCUGCUGAGUGCUUCUAUUCUCUCUGACUGACCGUCUGUUUGUUGGGGAAUGUUUCUGUCUGCCUGCUGAGAGCUCUGUGUGAGAGCCCUGGUGCUCUGCCAGUUUCACUGACACUCUGUGUAUGUGUGUGUGUGUGUGUGAGUGUGUGUGUGCAUGUGCGCGUGUGUGUGUGCAUGUGUGUGUGUGUGUGCACGUACGUGCGUGUUUGUGUGUGUAUGGUGUGUGUGUGUGCGUGGGUGUGUGUGUACAUGUAUCUAUUGGUGUGUGUGUGUGUGUGUGUGUGUGUGUGUGUGUGUGUGUGUGUGUGUGUGUGUACAUGACUGUGUGUGUGUUUCAGCUGUGCAAGGAGGCCAGUGACUUCCUGAAAGACCUGCAGGUGAAGCUAAACACUGUGAUGGAUGAUCUCAGCAGGAUCUUUUCUGUCAGGUGAGCUGGGCACACUGCUGGGCACUGCCAGGCAACAGACGGGCAUCAAACAGCCAUUCCAACUACUCAUACUCGCCAACUCCAAUAUGUAUUUCAUUAAUAUCACAGAGGCUUUCUCUCCUUGCUACAUAGUCUCAUCCGAAUAUGUCAAAAUAGUGACAUUUAACCAUUUUAUGUCACUUCAGCUGACAUAUUAGUUAUGUCAGCGUGUGUGUGUGUGCGUGCGUGUAGUUUCCAGCCACAGAUUGAGGACAAUGUGAAGCAGAUGGGAGACAUCCUUGGCCAGGUGAAGGGGACCAAAGUGGGGGCUAACAACUGCAGCAGUGUGGCCCAGGACGCUGACAACGUUCUGCAGCCUAUCAUGGACUUCCUGGACAGCAAGUGAGAGAGAGUUGUCCUGUAAUGUUGCUAAUCACUUUCUGGCUGCAGUCUCGAUUUCUUUCUUGAUUUCCAGUCUCUUUUCCAGUCUUUUUUCCAGUCUCUAUUCCAGUCUCUAUUCCAGUCUCUUUUGAUCUUGCUGUCUUCUUCCCACUCUCUCUUUCAACUCAUCUCUCCUUUCUUUUCUUCUCCUUUUUCUUCCUCUCUUUCUGUGUCUCCUCUGUCAUCUCUCUCUCUCUUGGUAUUUAGCACAAUUUCUUGUCAUUUAGCAGACGCUCUUAUCCAGAGCGAAUUACAGGAGCAAUUAGGGUUAAGUGCCUUGCUCAAGGGCAUAUCGACAGAUUUUUCAUCUAGUCGGCUCUGGGAUUAGAACCAGCGAUCUUUCGGUUAUUGGCACAACGCUCUUAACCACUAAGCUAAUCUUGGCUGGAGCGCUAUGUUGGACUCCAUUCUGUCGCUCAUUAUUUCUCCCCUCCCUCGCUCCUCCCUCGCUCCUCCCUCCUCCCUCCCUCCCUCCCUCCCUCCCUCCCUCCCUCCCUCCCUCCUCCUCCCUCCCUCCCUCCCUCCCUCCCUCGCUCCUCCCUCCCUUCCUCCCUCGCUCCUCCCUCGCUCCUCCCUCCCUUCCUCCCUCGCUCCUCCCUCUACCUUCGCUCUGUCUCCUGCCAGCCUGACGCUGUUUGCUAAGAUCUGUGAGAAGACGGUGCUGAAACGUGUUCUAAAGGAGCUGUGGAAGCUGGUGAUGAACACUAUGGAGAAGACCAUCGUCCUGCCCCCUCUCACCGACCAGACGGUAGGAACACACACCCUUCACACACACACAUGCACGCAGUCACACACACACACACAUGCACGCAGUCACACACACACACACACACUCACAUGCACGCAGUCACACAUUCUUUGAUACACACACACACAGCCCACACUACCAACUGCUACACAGGCACAAACCACUUCUCAGUAUGGGAUGGGAACCAAGACAGAUCAGAGUUAUUUUUAGUCAAGGGAUUCAUGCUCUGAUAUGUGGUAUGUGAGGGAGAUAUAUUGAAUAUUUUAUCUGUUCUGAGUACAGUAUUAGGUACAGUGAAUCCUCUCCCACAGACGCACACAGUGAGCAGCCAGGACAGCCAUUAGACAGGGGAGAAGUAGGGCUGAGAUGGCGGACAUUUUGUCUACAUCAUAAGAUGCUUACAAGUGACUGUAUAAGAAUAGAUCUGAUUAGGGCUUCUUAAUUAAUGAUGGGCCUGAUACGCCCCUCUCCCCAGCCCCCUAGGCCACAUACAAAAAGACCCCACUCUUCCAUUCACUCAAUAGAUUUAGGGUGAAACACAAAAGUGGAAGUAGGAAGGAUGCACCAUAUCAUUCUAACCCCAGUGGAGCCUUUCAUGUUGGAAAGCAGCUGGUAUUUAUUUUGUUUUUGAUAUAUCUGUUCUCAUUUUUAUUUGGUAACAAAAGAGCCUCACAUCAUUCUAUAGUAGAAUGGUUGCCCUGUAUCUCUAUCAGUAAGACCCCCCCAGUGUGGGUCAGUCCCCGGUCCCUCUCUCAGCUCUCCCACAGGGGCAGAGACAGGGUCCAGGGGGGGUGUUACAGUACCAGUCUCAGUGUUUUGGGUCACUCUGUCCCUUCCAUCUGAUAUGUGUAUUACUGCUGCUUGGAGGAUUGAUCUGGGGCUCUUUGCAGCGUCACUGACCCUCCUUUCUGGUUAUUACAUCCUGCUCCCACUGCUCUUCCUCCACAGAUGAUUGUAAGUACGGCACUCCUGCGUGUCAGUGUGUCUGUCUGUCCCACAGUUCGUUAGUGCAAGGUGGUCAGUCAUCUGCUAUAUGUGGCUGCAAACUGUCCCCCCUUCUCCCCCCACAUCCUCACUCCUCCUAUCUGUCUCUCUGUCUUCCACUUGCUCUGUUGUUCCUCUCCUCCUCUCUCUGUUCUCCUCUCUUCUCCUGUCCUCCUCCUCUCUCUGUUCUCCUCUCUUCUCCUGUCCUCCUCCUCUCUCUGUUCUCCUCUCUUAUUAUUAUUAUAUUAUUCUCCUGUCCUCCUCCACCUCUGUCUCUCUCUCUGAGGUGACAGCUGCAUGGUACAUUCCUGACUGACUCAGAUCAGGCCCCACUCUCCCCCAUAUGAACCCUCCAAUCGGGCGCCCCCCUGCCUCCCACUGCUCUUCGCCCUGCCCCACCCCCUCUUUGCUCUCUCUCUCUCACACUCUCCUGUAUCUGGGAUGUGGCACUUCUCUGGCUCCCAGUGUUGCCUUGUUCUUCUCUUGCAUAUUGUCCCAGGACUCCACCCUCCCCCCACCUGUUACCUGUUUGAAGUGUGUCCCCCUGCCCAAUGUUGGUUUGUUGCUUGUAUCUGAUCUACUCCAACUUCCCUGUAGUAAUUCUGCCAGUAUGUCUCUGCAGGCCUGCUGUGUUGAUCUGUCCUGGUUUGGUUCCAUGUCCUGUUGUUAUAGAAUGAUAGUCAUAAUAGCAUAGUGAUAAGCUAAGGUAUAUACUUUCACCAAGGCUGGUCUAUACCAGAAGUAGUAUUCUACACUUGUGGGGUUUAGGAUUGGUGACACACACACAUACAGUAGACAUAUGUCUGAGAACACACUUCUGCUCUAACGCACAAAAACCCUCUCAAUGCUUUAAAUGUUGUUGUGUUUUCUCAAUUUUAUCAUCCAUGGUCUGUAAAAUCUGGAAAAAAAUUUUUUUUACUUACUUUUCUAGAAUAGCUUGAAUUUUUUUCUAACAUUGUUUAAAAAUAUAUAUUUAAAUGUUUUAAUCUCUCUGGUGGAGGUGUUGCUGGCCGUCAGUGGCCUGUCUUCUUUAUCUGAAGCUAGUAUGGGCUCAUUACCAAGACUGCUCAUACUGAUAUAGACCUAACUAACUGUAGGCUAAACUUAAAGAAACUCUUAAGGACAAUGAUCAAACAUAGACCUCUGGAAUACAUUAUGUUGAUCCAUCAAUUUUGAUCUGUAGAUUUUGCUAGAUUACAUUAUCUGACCCAUUAGAAAUGAAAACUAGGACUGAUUGGCUUUGAACCAUAACCAUUAACCUAGCAGAUGGACAGUUACUAAGAUGUCUGCUCCAUUAGUCAGUCAGACAAUCAAACUGUGGGGACAGGUCCCUUCCUGAUGUAUUAACCAAUGUCCUCUCUUUACAGGGGAGGGUGAAGCUUGCUUGUCACAGUGAUGUAAGGACUAAACCCACUCUAGCUCAAUGUGUCUUCUCUCCUCUAUGUCUCUUUUCUCUGGUGUUUUCUCGCCUCUCCGUCCGAUACAAAGCAGUGGAAGCGAUCGUUUCUCACUUUUAGUUUUUUAAAUGGCGUUCCUCUUUGCCAGUUUACCGUACAGUUCUGUCUGUUGUAGUCCACCACCUGUAGACGUACCUGGAGCUACCUGCAUCCCAGCCUCCACACAGACCAAGUACUGCUGGACACAUGGAGGGUUGACGUUACAGUACAUACUGUUAGCACACUAACAAACACCCCAUAGGACAGGACUGCUGUAGGCCCGUUGCCUGACCUUGACCUCUGUUCCUCAACCGACUGGCAUUGAACGUCCAUGAUGGCAUAAACUAUUUGAUAAGCCACAUUUAUGAGAUGAGAGUGGAACCCUUCUUGGUAUUAUCCUUUUGUAGGAUGAUAAUGGUUCUCUGAGUCUUUGGACAGCCAUUUUUGUUUGUUUAGUCUGUUCUCUGUUUAAAGAGUGUUCUCUUCGAGAUAAGGUGUAGCCCCAGAGUGGUGGGUGCUGUGUGGUAUUAGUGAGUGAUCACUUAGUGAUAUACUUUGCUAACAGAGGAUCACAGAGUCGUCAUAGAUACGGGAUAUAUCACCACAGUGCUACUGCGAAGGCUGUGGGCUUGCUGGCUUGGUUGAACCUUUGCAUUCACUGUCUGUCUGUGUGUGUGUGUGUGUGUGUGUGUGUGUGUGUGUGUGUGUGUGUGUGUCUGUGUCUGUGUCUGUGUCUGUGUCUGUGUCUGUGUCUGUGUGUGUGUGUGUGUGUGUGUGUGUGUGUGUGUGUGUGUGUGUGUGUGUGCGAGUGUGCGAGUGUGUGUCUCUGUGUGUGUGUGUGCUCUUACAAUAAGCUGAACUCCUGUCUUCUCUUGCUGUGUGUGUGUGUGUGCGUGUGUGUGCGUGUUUGUGAGAAAGAUAAUGACUAGUAUGAUAGCUAGUAUUUUUGAAAGUCCUGUAAUGUGUUGAGUGAGUUUUGGAAUGUGAAUGUGAGUGACUCAGAACUGUCUGUCUUUUGUGAUGUGACGGUUAUCUGUGUGACUGCUACCCUGUGUCGUGACCAUAAUGAAGCCCUCUUCUCUCUGUUUAUACCUCUGCUUGCCUCUAGGGCACUCAGCUCAUCUCCAACGCUGCCAAGCAGCUGGGACAGCUCUCCAAGAUAAAGGUACCACACAUCUUGUCUCGUGCAACAUUAGUACUGUCUGCAUUUAAAAGUUCUGUAUUUGUAUUGUUAACCUGUCUGUGGGUGUGUUCCUCAGGAGCACAUGGGUCGUGAGGAGGCCAAAGCCCUGUCCCCUAAGCAGUGUGCUGUGAUAGAACUGGCCCUGGACACCAUCAAGGUACAACCCAAAACUCCUGUCUUUCUCCUGAACCUAAGCACACACACACACACACACACACACACAUAGAAACACACACACACACACUUUGACCAGAUCGCCUACGACUGUUUAAAAUAUACAUCAUAUUAUAUCAUGAAUAGAGUGGUUAAUUUUAGGCCUUCCAUUGAAGUCAGUAAAAGUGUUGGCCUUGGGCUAGUACAGUUAAACAACCCUAAUCUAUAAAAAAUAUUUUCAAGAUGGAUGAAAGCCUCAUUUUCCCAGCCAUGCUCUGUCUAACUGUAGCAGACAGGUCUAUGAUUCAGUGUGAGAAGGUUUCCUAUGUGGCCUGUGUAGUGUGAUUUAAGGCAGAUUAAGCUGAGGUAAAUUAGGCUAAUUUGUAACGGUCAUUUGAAUAAGGGCUUGUCAGUGAGCCAAUGGCAACUACUGCUCUGCCUGAUUCCUAGAGUGUAGUUUGCCUGUGUAGUACUAAACCACUCUGUGUUAACAUAGUAGUGUAUCAGGAAACGUCAAGGUGUGGCUAUCAGAAAAAUGUUGUAGGAAUGAAAUGGCUGUAUAAAGUCUGAAAUGUAUCUGCAUGUAGUUUAUUUCAGGGACAUACAGGUAUGGGUAUUAUAAUGCAUACUCAACACACUUCAGCCUAGUUUGGAAACAGCUAUAGUCUGACUCUGUCAUCUCUCUCUCUCUAUCUCUCUCUCUCUCCUCUCUCUCUCUUCUCUCUCUCUCUCUCUCUCUCUCUCUCUCUCUCUCUCUCUCUCUCUCUCUUUCUCUUUCUCUCUCUCUCUCUCUCUCUCUGGCGUACUGUAGCAAUACUUCCAUGCUGGAGGGGUGGGUCUGAAGAAGACAUUUCUGGAGAAGAGUCCUGACCUGUUGUCUCUACACUACGCCCUGUCCCUCUACACCCAGGCCACAGACAAACUCAUCAAGACUUUUGUUUCAUCUCAGAUCGCACAAGGUAGGGUGCCUGUCCAACCCCUCUUUUCCCCCUGUUUCUCUCUCUCUCUCUCUCAAUUCAAUUUCAAUUUAAGGGCUUUAUUGGCAUGGGAAACGUGUGUUAACAUUGCCAAAGCAAGUGAAGUAGAUAGUAAACAAAAGUGAAAUAAACAAUAAAUAUUAACAGUAAACAUUACACUCAGAAGUUUCAAAAGAAUAAAGACAUUUCAAAUGUCAUAUUAUGUAUAUAUACAGUGUUGUAACAAUGUGCAAAUAGUUAAAGUACAAAUGGGAAAAUAAAUAAACAUAAAUAUGGGUUGUAUUUACAAUGGUGUUUGUUCUUCACUGGUUGCCCUUUUCUUGUGGCAACAGGUCACAAAUAUUGCAGCUGUGAUGGCACACUGUGGUUUUUCACCCAGUAGAUAAGGGAGUUUAUCAAAAUUGGGUUUGUUUUCAAAUUCUUUGUGGAUCGCUGUAAUCUGAGGGAAAUAUGUGUCUCUAAUAUGGUCAUACAUUUGGCAGGAGGUUAGGAAGUGCAGCUCAGUUUCCACCUCAUUUUGUGGGCAGUGUGCACAUAACCUGUCUUCUCUUGAGAGCCAGGUCUGCCUACGGCGGCCUUUCUCAAUAGCAAGGCUAUGCUCACUGAGUCUGUACAUAGUCAAAGCUUUCCUUAAGUUUGGGUCAGUCACAGUGGUCAGGUAUUCUGCCACUGUGUACUCUCUGUUUAGGGCCAAAUAGCAUUCUAGUUUGCUCUGUUUAUUUGUUUGUUCUUUCCAAUGUGUCAAGUAAUUCUCUUUUAGUUUUCUCAUGAUUUGGUUGGGUCUAAUUGUGUUGUUGUUGUUGUUGUUGUUGUUGUCCUGGGGCUGUGUGGGGUCUGUUUGUGUUUGUGAACAGAGCCCUAGGACAAGCUUACUUAGGGGACUCUUCUCCAAGUUAAUCUCUCUGUAGGUGAUGGCUUUGUUAUGGAAGGUUUGGGAAUCGCUUCCUUUUAAGUGGUUAUAAAAUUUAACGUCUCUUUUCUGGAUUUUGAUAAUUAGCGGGUAUUGGCCUAAUUCUGCUCUGCAUGCAUUAUUUGGUGUUUUACGUUGCAGAGUCUCAAUUUGGUGUUUGUCCCAUUUUGUGACUUCUUGGUUGGUGAGCGGACCCCAGACCUCAGAACCAUAAAGGGCAAUGGGUUCUAUAACUGAUUCAAGUAUUUUUAGCCAGAUCCUAAUUGGUAUGUCAAAUUUUAUGUUCCUUUUGAUGGCAUAGAAGGCCCAUCUUGCCUUGUCUCUCAGAUCGUUCACAGCUUUGUGGAAGUUACCUGUGGCACUGAUGUUUAGGCCGAGGUAUGUAUAGUUUUUUGUGUGCUCUAGGGCAACGGUGUCUAGAUGGAAUUUGUAUUUGUGGUCCUGGCAACUGGACCUUUUUUGGAACACCAUUAUUUUUGUCUUACUGAGAUUUACUGUCAGGGCCCAGGUCUGACAGAAUCUGUGCAGAAGAUCUAGGUGCUGCUGUAGGCCCUCCUUGGUUGGUGACAGAAGCACCAGAUCAUCAGCAAACAGAAGACAUUUUACUUCAGAUUCUAGUAGGGUGAGGCCGGGUGCUGCAGACUGUUCUAGUGCCCUCGCCAAUUCAUUGAUAUAUAUGUUGAAGAGUGUGGGGCUUAAACUGCAUCCCUGUCUCACCCCACAGCCCUGUGGAAAGAAAUGUGUGUGUUUUUUGCCAAUUUUAACCGCACACUUGUUGUUUGUGUACAUGGAUUUUAUAAUGUCGUAUGUUUUUCCCCCAACCCCACUUUCCAUCAAUUUGUAUAGCAGACCCUCAUGCCAAAUUGAGUCAAAAGCUUUUUUGAAAUCAACAAAGCAUGAGAAAACUUUGCCUUUGUUUUGGUUUGUUUGUUUGUCAAUUAGGGUGUGCAGGGUGAAUACAUGGUCUGUCGUACGAUAAUUUGGUAAAAAGCCAAUUUGACAUUUGCUCAGUACAUUGUUUUCACUGAGGAAAUGAACUAGUCUGCUGUUAAUGAUAAUGCAGAGGAUUUUCCCAUGGUUGCUGUUGACGCAUAUCCCACGGUAGUUAUUGGGGUCAAAUUUGUCUCCACUUUUGUGGAUUGGGGUGAUCAGUCCUUGGUUCCAAAUAUUGGGGAAGAUGCCAGAGCUAAGGAUGAUGUUAAAGAGUUUAAGUAUAGCUAAUUGAAAUUUGUGGUCUGUAUAUUUUAUCAUUUCAUUGAGGAUACCAUCAACACCACAGGACUUUUUGGGUUGGAGGGUUUGUAUUUUGUCCUGUAGUUCAUUCAAUGUAAUUGGAGAAUCCAGUGGGUUCUGGUAGUCUUUAAUAGUUGAUUCUAAGAUUUGCAUUUGAUCAUGUAUAUAUUUUUGCUGUUGUUCUCUGUUAUAGGGCCAAAAAGGUUGGAGAAGUGGUUUACCCAUACAUCUCCGUUUUGGAUAGAUAGCUCUUCGUGUUGUUGUUUGUUUUCCAAUUUUCCCAGAAGUGGUUAGAGUCUAUGGAUUCUUCAAUUACAUUGAGCUGAUUUCUGACAUGCUGUUCCUUCUUUUUCCGUAGUGUAUUUCUGUAUUGUUUUAGUGAUUCACCAUAGUGAAGGCGUAGGCUCAGGUUUUCUGGGUCUCUAUGUUUUUGGUUGGAUAGGUUUCUCAAUUUCUUUCUUAGGUUUUUGCAUUCUUCAUCAAACCAUUUAUCACUGUGAUUACUUUUCUUUGGUUUUCUGUUAGAGAUUUUUAGAUUUGAUAGGGAAGCUGAGAGGUCAAAUAUACUGUUUAGGUUUUCUACUGCCAAGUUUACACCUUCACUAUUACAGUGGAACGUUUUGUCCAGGAAGUUGUCUAGAAUGGAUUGAAUUUGUUGUUUCCUAAUUGUUUUUUGGUAGGUUUCAACACUACUUUCCUUCCAUCUAUAGCAUUUCUUAAUAUUAUUCAGUUCCUUUGGCUUUGAUGCCUCAUGAUUGAGUAUUGCUCUGUUCAGGUAGGCUGUGAUUUUGCUGUGAUCUGAUUGGGGUGUCAGUGGGCUGACUGUGAACGCUCUGAGAGACUCUGGGUUGAGGUCAGUGAUAAAGUAGUCUACAGUACUACUGCCAAGAGAUGAGCUAUAGGUGUACCUACCAUAGGAUUCCCCUCGAAGCCUACCAUUGACUAUGUACAUACCCAGUGUGCGACAGAGCUGCAGGAGUCGUGACCCGUUUUUGUUGGUUAUGUUGUCGUAGUUGUGCCUAGGGGGGCAUAUGGGGGAGGGAAUGCUGUCACCUCCAGGUAGGUGUUUGUCCCCCUGUGUGCUGAGGGUGUCAGGUUCUUGUCCAGUUCUGGCAUUUAGGUCGCCACAGACUAGUACAUGUCCCUGGGUCUGGAAAUGAUUGAUUUCCCCCUCCAGGAUGGAGAAACUGUCUUCAUUAAAGUAUGGGGAUUCUAGUGGGGGGAUAUAGGUAGCACACAGGAGGACAUUUUUCUCAGUUGAGAUAAUUUCCUUUUGAAUUUCUAACCAAAUGUAAAAUGUUCCUGUUUUGAUUAAUUUAAUAGAGUGAGUUAGGUCUGCUCUAUACCAAAUUAGCAUACCCCCUGAGUCCCUUCCCUGUUUCACACCUGGUAGUUUGGUGGAUGGGACUACCAGCUCUCUGUAACCUAGAGGGCAACCAGUGGGUCCGUCUCCUCUAUGCCAUGUUUCUUGUAGGAUGACAAUGUCUGUAUUUCCGAUUUCUUUGGUGAAGUCCAGAUUCCUGCUCUUUAGGCCAAAGGCAGAUGACCUCAGGCCUUGGAUAUUCCAGGAUGAAAUAGUGAAGGCUUUGUGUUCCAUAAAGUGUCUAAUGUUGUUGGUUGUGUGGUUUGGCCUCAGGCCAGUAAUUGUGAGCAGAGCCUGCUGAGCAUCUGGUACAUGCCAUUGGCUUGGGCUAGUGUAAGAGUGGGUGUUGGGCCUGUUUGCCUGCUCACGGCCUGGGCGUAUGUGUGACUUUCAUGUUGAGGUCCUCUUUGUGGGAGUGGGGGGCUUGGGGUGGGUAGGAGGGGCAUAGGUCUGAUCUGAGGGGGCCUAAAUGGGGUGUGGGCAUGGUUGACUUGGGGGGGAGUUAAUUGGUGGGGGUGGGGGUGUAGAUGUGGUUGAUGGUGCUGUGGUCUGGAUGUAGGUCCUCUCUGCGGGGGUCCUCUAUGUGUAGGUCCUGGGGGGGGGUCCUGCAGGUCUGGGAGAGUGUCUCGCUGGUCUGGGCGGGGUGUCUGUUGAUCUGUUGCUCCUGUGUGAGAUGUUGGGUCUGCGGUUGAGGGCGAUAUCCUUUAGGGUCCGGGCGAAGGUGGGCACUGCUGCCUUGUAUAGGUGGACCUGGUCAUAAAGGCUGUUCACGUCCAGGGUGGAGUGGUGGGCCAGGAAGACAUUUGGUUAUGAUGCACAGUUACGGGAAAUACUUGCGUUUACCCGCUGUAUGGUAGCAGGGUGGAAGUAUUUUCAUGGUAACAGGGUUGAGAUAACCACUUGUGCGUUGGGGAAAGUAGAAUAAGCUUUUUUCUAUCACUCCCUUGAGUGAUGUGGCCACCCUUUCCUGCUGUGUUCUCAGGUCGUUUGUGCCUGUGUGUAUUAUUAUGUGGCUGGGUGAUCCUAGUCGGUCCUCAGACAGAAGGUCUAGGGCGCGCUGGGUGUUUGGACACCAGAGUUUAGACACUGUGUGUUUUGGAAAAAGUUUAUUUUCUUGUAUGUAUUUCCCGUUUGAGUCCAUAAGGAGUACAAUCUGUGGCUUGUGAUGUCCUCAGUGGGUGUGGGGGGGUCGUCAUGAGGGCUACUCUCUUUCUUCUCUCGCUCUGUGUUUCUCUCUCUCGCUCUGUUUCUCUCUCUCUCGCUCUGUGUUUUUCUCUCUCUCUCGCUCGCUCUCCUCUCUCUCUCUCUCUCGCUCUGUUUCUCUCUCUCUCUCUCUCUCUCUCUCUCUCUCUCUGUUUCUCCUCUCUCUCUCUCUCUGUUUCUCUCUCUCUCUCUCUCUCUCUGUGUUUCUCUCUCUCGCUCCCAAGUCUUCCAUUUCUUUACUUCCUCUCCUCUCUCUCCUCUACCUCUAGUCAGUUUCUCUCUCACUGUGCUUAAUGGACAUUGAUGUGUGUAAUAUGGCCACUUAUUGAGUGUAAUAUGAUGCCAUAGCUCCGUGUAUCUUUGUUUGCCUUCUGUGCUGGUAUGUAUCAGAGACAUUCUCUAACAUAUCCUGUGUUGUGUUUACUCCGGGGUUUCCCACUAUUUUUAUUUCCUGUUAAAUAUUUCAGUGGUGUUAUAGAGUAGAACCAACUGCUUUGGAGGGGUGCUUUCUCUCCGGGUUAUAAAACAUUUAAGUCUCUAGUCAGGCUCUCCGGGAGCGGAAAGAGAAACGCGUUAUGUGAUCAGACAGGUAUUUGAGAUUGAAUUAACAAGAGAUUCUCCUCUUUCUUCUUCUCUGUCCUCAUCCCUCCAUCGUGAUAUAACAGUGAUGGUGUGUUAGGCGGUGGAAACAUUGACCUGGUCUCUGAACGAAAUGAAUGAUCAUUUGAAAUGUAAUUAGAAUAUAUAUAAUUGGUGAUUUUAGAGAAUGUUUAACCACACUUCAUAGCAAUGGCACAGUCAGAAGGAAGCUGUGUGUGUGUGUGUGUGUGUGUGUGUGUGUGUGUGUGUGUGUGUGUGUGUGUGUGUGUGUGUGUGUGUGUGUGUGUGUGUGUGUGUGUGUGUGGACCACCAUAGACUAUGAAUAAGGACCACCAUAGACUGGAAGGAGUUUCACUGGAUGACAAUGAUGUAACUUCACUAGACGUCACUGAUAACAGCAUAUUAAUCAAGGAUAACAUCAAUUCUUCGUCUGAAUCUAUUUGACUCUCUUCUGACUCUCUUUUGACUCUCUUCUGACUCUCUUUUGACUCUAUGACUCUCAACUCUAUCUCUGCACUCUUUCUAUUUCUCAGUCUCUUCUAUUUUCUCUCUUCUUCCUCCUCCUCGACACCCUCUGUCCGCUAGUUUUCGACGGGAAGGGAGUGAGGUUCACGGCUAGUGAGGAUGUGUACCCAGAGAAAGGUAUGUGGACACUAAGGGCCUGAAAACACCAGGCCUCCAAGGACCUAGACCUCCACCCCCAUAUGCAUCCUCGGACUACCCUCCUGCCUGCUCAACCUCAUCCCAACACACACACACGGACAUAGGACAUGUAUGCGUGCAUGCGUAUGACAUCCAGUACACACAUAUGAUGUAGGUACUACGUAUACAUACUCAGUAUGUAUGACCUGAAACUACUAAGGCAUGGUAGCCAUCAGACAAAGGGAACCACAUUAUAAGACUGUGAGGACUCAUGCUCUGUCAGAGGCAGAGUCAUCAGUAUGCAUCAUAGGAGAAGACCCAUGUGCAUGCAAAAGGAUGAGAGAGAGAGUGAGUCAGACAAUGACUGGGCAAAAGGAGUGUGUGUGUGGGUGGGUGUUCAUCUCUGACUGACUGUGUGAAAGGGUAUUUUAUUUUGAACCACAGGGUCUGUCUCCUGCAAGGUGUUGGAGUUGGGGAUUUCUUUUUUGCUUGUUUUGUUUUCCCCUCCUCCUUUUUGAAUGAUGGAGUGAUGAUGAUGAUAAUGACAGAUGGCUCCUUGCCAUACCAUACCCCCUGUUCUACACGUAAGCACGCACAUACACACACACAACGCCUCCACCGUCCCUCCAAUGUGCAGAGUGGCCAGUCAUCCCUCCCCAGGGCAGGUCCCUCCAGCAGUGACAAUUGACAGUCCCCCCCCUCCCCCCCACUCCCCUUCGGCAAAACACAGAAUCGUCCAAUCAGCAGUAGUCCCUGGGGUCAGGUGGUGCGCUCUUUGUCAGUGUAUAUCAGAUCUGAGGGUCUGAUUCCACAUCUCCUCCUCAGAGAUUUAGACACUAAACUGCUACACACACACACACACUCAGCUCUCCAGGAAAUAAGCUCUCUAAUGUAUACUGUAUUAUGCAGCUGUUGAAUUAUAAUCAGUUUAGAUUGCUCUUAUUCCACACAAAAAAGUGUUGUGAUGCACCCUCUGACCCUCUGAGUGACUGGAGGACAUCAUGCCCAUCACACAGAGCAGCCAGAACUCUACUGUUGCCCUCCUACAGAACUCUCACUUCACCAGCCUGUACCUCACCGACACACAGACAUUUUUCAGUCACCACUGAUUAAAACGUUCAGAGAUAUAAAUCAUUGCAAACUUAGAUCACAUUUUAGGGAAUGAAAGUCAGUCAACCUACCUACCUACCCACAAUUUCCACCAUCAUCCCUCCUCCCUCCCAGACAAACUAUGUCCGUGCCUGACUGGAGCCCGCUACAGGGCCCUGCAUGUAUCCCGCUAACCCUCACCACCCCCCAGGCCUAGCAGCAUGGAACGAAGGACCCCAAACCCAGGCCCAAGGCUAUCCUGUGUUGUGUGGAGAGGUACACACAUUCCCUUGUCAAGUACACUUCAAAUCCUGUUGGCUUUCUGGGCAAAAUUCCCCUUGAAGUUGCAAGAUAACAAGCACUCUAUAGGCAUGUAUGCACCCUGCCUCAGGAUAACUGUGACUGGGCCACUGGUCUGCUCCCACAGCAUGGUCCCUCCAGUUGCCAUGCUUGCUCUGUGUAAAGGGUUCAGCAAGGAAUGGGUUUCUCCGUCUGACUGGAUCCAUCUCAGCAUGUUACUUGCCUACUCUGCUCUGCCCAGCAGCAGUAGAGGAGGACUGCGAUAACCCUCUCCUCUCUCACCACCAGUCUCCUCUGACCUGCCUCCCACUGCCAUCACCGCUGCAUCCUAACUGAAAGGCUCCUACCCCCUGGGGCCGGGCAGGCAGAGUCACAGGGCAGCUAUGAGUGGUUACAUGAAUUUAUCCAAAGAACUUUAAUAACAUCAGAUGCUUCUCGUAUUUAGUUUGCCUGGAACUGUUAACUGAAAAGUUCUUUACAACCCAAAACCACUCAUAGCUGCAUUCUCUGAUUGUCCCCUCAUACAGGCCUACUUCUCUCAAGCCCUAUGAAAUAUGUUGUUUGUUUUCCCACCCUCAGACACAGUUACAUCUGCCAGACUUAAGCAUACAGCCUAUCAUGACUGUAUUGUACUGAGGGAGUAUGGGCAGAAGGGAAGGUGUUCUGGCUAUAGUGUUGGCCUGCCUGCAGCUGUGAAAGAGGCCCCACUCUGGGCCACAGAGGAGUGACUUGUACCCCUGUCCCUGUCAGGCUCUGGUGUGGACGACGCUGUGGGAGAAGUGUCUAUCCACGUGGAGAUCUUCACCCACCCCAACACUGGAGAGCACAAGGUCACUGUCAAAGGUCAGUGUCCAGUCAAUUCUGUCAGAGAUUUCAUUUCAUCAUGUCUUAAAAAUUGUUUUCAGAGGGUAACUCAUACCACAGAAAAUGUCUCUUUGGCUUUGUUGGGCGGUGUGUUAAAACCUUGUUGAUAAAUGACCUCCCGUGUCUAUUUCUUUUUCCCUCUCCCUCUCUGUCUCAGUGGUGGCAGCCAAUGACCUGAGGUGGCAGACCACGGGGGUGUUCCGUCCCUUCGUGGAGAUCUACAUCAUUGGUCCUCAUCUAGCUGACAAGAAGAGGAAGUACGCCACGAAGUCCAAGAACAACAGCUACGCCCCCAAAUACAACGAAACGUUCACAUAGUGAGUAUUACAGUCUGGCCUCAGUGGUACAAAGCGUCUUGCGAUUGAGGUGGCAUCAUAUUGGAAGUGAUCAUGUUAGAUAUUGAAUAGGGAAUCCUGUCAGUUUUUAAUCUAUUUACCGGAUCACACUUCUACAUUCCAAAGUGGUGGAAUCAGUGUAGAUGCAUUAGACUCUAAGCUGUGUGUCUCUGUCUUCUCUCCUUGCAGCACCCUCAGUAACGAGGUGGGCACAGAGUGUUACGAGCUGCAGGUGUGUGUGAAGGACUACUGCUUCGCCCGGGAGGACCGUAUGGUGGGCAUAGCCGUAAUGCAGUUGAAGGACUUGUCCUCUAGGGGCAGCGUGGCGUGCUGGCUCCCCUUGGGGAAGAGGGUCCACAUGGACGAGACGGGCCUCACCGUCCUCCGCAUCCUGUCCCAGCGCAACAACGACGACGUGGCAAAGGAGUUCGUUAAGCUCAAGUCAGACCAGCGCUCUCCCGAGGAGGGCCAAGGA